Molecule: messenger RNA, 1422 nt
Organism: Choloepus didactylus (southern two-toed sloth)
Lineage: Eukaryota; Metazoa; Chordata; Mammalia; Pilosa; Megalonychidae
Gene: CPLX3
Product: complexin 3
Exons: 3
Coding region: 46-522 (158 amino acids)
Biological process (GO): synaptic vesicle exocytosis; neurotransmitter transport; regulation of neurotransmitter secretion
Cellular component (GO): SNARE complex; terminal bouton
Molecular function (GO): syntaxin binding
Source: RefSeq, a predicted model, not a curated record
CCGGUGCGUGGUACCCGGCGCCUGGUGCUCAGGCUGACGAAGACCAUGGCGUUCAUGGUGAAAACCAUGGUGGGCGGCCAGCUGAAGAACCUUACCGGGAGCCUGGGGGGCGGCGACGACAAAGGGGACGGGGAAAAGUCGGCGGCAGAAGCACAGGGUAUGAGCCGAGAGGAGUACGAGGAGUAUCAGAAGCAACUGGUGGAAGACAAGAUGGAGCGGGACGCGCAUUUCACCCAGAGGAAGGCAGAGCGGGCCACGCUGCGGAGCCACUUCCGAGACAAAUACCGUCUACCCAAGAAUGAGACAGAUGAAAGCCAGAUCCAGAUGGCAGGAGGAGACGUGGAGCUGCCCCGAGAGCUGGCCAAGAUGAUUGAGGAGGACACAGAGGAGGAGGAGGAGAGGGCCUCUGUCCUCGGGCAGCUGGCCAGUAUCCCUGGCUUGGACCUCGGUUCACUCAAGGACAAGGCCCAGGCCACACUGGGGGAUCUCAAACAGUCAGCUGAGAAGUGCCACAUCAUGUGACCACCUCCCAUGGGUUGCCCAGGGGGGUGACUGCAGGGAUGGGCCCACAUGAGGACUAAGAAUAAGUCUGAACUUCCAGAGACCCACACCCCAUCAUGGGCUUUGUUUCCCCUGCCCUACCUGGGUCCCAGGACCCUUCUCACCCAUGUCCCAAGCCUGUCUUUUGGUCUCUCCCUUUCCACUGGGAGCACAGUCUCUAUUCCUCACCUUUUCCCCUAAGAGCCAUGCCCCCUACUCACCUGGGGAGUCCACCCAAAGUUGUCAGGAAAUGCCCAGCCCUCUCUUGCCACGGUCCCAAGUUUCUGUCCCCAGGAGUACCACAGAGAGGCACAAAAACUCUGGCAUGGGCAGAGAUAUAAGCCUCAGACAAAUCCUGGAAUAUACAGACACACACACAGGCCAGCUCCCCUGGGUUCCCAGCCUCUCUAGAUCCCAACACUCAGAUACCUUCAGAGGUGGCUGUAGGUAGACACAGACCCACAGCAAACAGGAGGCCUGAGUUUGAGUCUCCACCUCUACCAUCCUUGAAAGUCACUGCUCUUCCUGGGCCUCAUUUCGUCAUCGGUAAAAUGAGGAUGUACAAGGUGACUUGUCUAGCUUGGCCUCCCUGCCCCUCGGAGCCACCGCCAUCCACCCCCCUUCUCAGGCAGGGCAGCAGCUGCAGCCACAGCCUCAAGCCUCCUUGGGCAGCCAGUGCCUCAACCGUGGUCUCUGGCUCUUGGGAGCUGAACGACGCUGUGUGAGGGGCUGAGUGCCAAGGCUGAAGCUGGCACUGAAGGGCAGCCAGGCAGCUCCAGGCCUUCUGUGGGCCUGGGGCCCAGCCUGUUUCUGUUCUGUUCCCGUAGAACUCUCUCUGGAUUCCAUGGCCGAGUUCUCCUCUCCUAGCUCAGUGAAAAAUAA